Molecule: messenger RNA, 716 nt
Organism: Octopus sinensis (East Asian common octopus)
Lineage: Eukaryota; Metazoa; Mollusca; Cephalopoda; Octopoda; Octopodidae
Product: protein PET100 homolog, mitochondrial
Exons: 4
Coding region: 132-362 (76 amino acids)
Biological process (GO): mitochondrial respiratory chain complex IV assembly
Cellular component (GO): mitochondrion; mitochondrial inner membrane
Source: RefSeq, a predicted model, not a curated record
UGGUGAUUCGGGCAGAGGUCCUCGCCACUUAAAACCUUACUACAGCAGUCGAACGGUUGGUUUACCAAAUCCAAUGUCUGAUGCCUUCGUAAAUAGGAAACUUUCUCUGAAUUUAUUCCCUCACUUACAGAAUGGGUGGCUGGAAAUUAGAAAUAUUUAAGAUGGCAGUCUACAUGAGCUUUCCUGUUGGUCUUUUCUAUUAUUUUAACCAACCAGCAUUCUUUGAAAAUUGGAUGAUGACAAAGCGAAAAAUUCUUUUCCCACAAGAGACAGUGGAUGAUAGAAAGAGUUUUGAAUCACUGAAACAAAUGGUGGAAGAAAAACGAAUCGCAGAGUGGGAAAAAAUGACGAAGAACACUUAAAAGCAUCUAGUGUUAUUGCCAGCCCUUGUAUUAUUUCGAGCUGUUGGAGUGCUGUGGAUAUUUUGACUUACUCUUUGGGCUGAGGAAUUGAAAUGUUUAAGGCUGGUGCUAACAAUUAUUGCCAUCAGGGAUGAAUGUAGCCGAGGGAAUUAUCUAUCAUUUGUGGCUUUGAUCUGGUUUUUUUUUUUUUUGUUUUUAAAUCCCAAACAGAUCUGAAAUGUGAGAAAGUUUCCUUCUGUAUUGUAAUAUAAUGAAGAGAGAAAGUUUCGAAGAAAAGUUAUUAUUAUACAAACAUUGUUUUGUUAUACAAAACUGUAUUGAUUUUUUUAUGAAUAAAUAACUAGUUGUAAAUUA